UAUAACAUGAAGAGCAAAGAUGUCAUAAAAGAUUAAAAAAAGGACUUUGAAAGCAAGAUUGGAGUGUUUAGACAUAUAAACUGCAUUCCAAAAACCAAGUAUUAAAUGCAAAUCAUCUCUGCAGCAGCAUCUAAAUUUCUAUUUUAGUUUUGGUUAUAAGGCUUAAAGUAUGACGUUCCUUAAAUUCGCUACUAUUACAGUUCUUCUGCUUUGCAGUGUUAAAGGAAACUGGUGGAAUGAAUAUCACAAAUCCUUGAAAUAUCUCAGCAAAGAAGAGCUGCACAAGAAACAUCAAGAAAAAACACGACCACAAGGUUUUCAGCAUGCACCCUUCCACUGCCCUGAUAUGACUCCUUCACCCACGGUGCCCACCUCAGUGGAGAAGGUGAAAGCAGCAGACAUUAAGGUUAUCGCAGCUUUUGGAGAUUCACUUACUGUGAGUUUUAUUCAAACUCAAAAAACUACAAGAGGAGAAAUGCAUGAAAUUGAUAAUAUAUCAAUACUUUAA
This is a messenger RNA of Triplophysa dalaica, 508 nucleotides long. Its product is annotated as phospholipase B1, membrane-associated-like. The transcript is spliced from 4 exons. Gene Ontology annotation, molecular function: A2-type glycerophospholipase activity; retinyl-palmitate esterase activity; phosphatidylcholine lysophospholipase A1 activity. Gene Ontology annotation, cellular component: brush border membrane. The record is from RefSeq and is a predicted model, not a curated record. NCBI's taxonomy places the organism in Eukaryota, Metazoa, Chordata, Actinopteri, Cypriniformes, Nemacheilidae. Bases 170 to 508 code for a protein of 112 amino acids. Gene Ontology annotation, biological process: phospholipid metabolic process.